AGCCGCGUCCGCAGGGCUCUCCCGUGCUCCGGGAGCUCCGUGCCCGGCUAUGGAGCUGUGGCAGGUGCCGCUGAGCUUCUCCCGCCUCCGCAUGUUCCCUUUCUUCGACCUGGCGCAUUAUGUCGCCUCCGUGCUGGCGCUGAAGGAGCAGCGGGGAGUUGCGGAAGUGUCGGUCCGAAGUCCCUUGGCCUGCUGGUUUAGUGCAAUGCUUUAUUGCUUUGGGGGCUCAGUUUUGUCCUCCUUGAUGCUUGGAGAACCUCCAGUAGCAUUUCUGGCAAAGACCAUAAAUAUUCUACUGGCAUCCUCAGUCUGGUAUCUAGUGUUUUACUGCCCAGAAGACAUAUUCUGCCGCUGCUUUUCCUUUCUGCCUCUUCGUCUUCUGGUGGCAGGGAUGAAAGAAGUGACAAGGACCUGGAAGAUCACAGAUGGCAUUGCACAUGCAGACACUGUCUACAAAGAUGCCUGUCUUAUCAUGGUGGCUGUGGGCUGGGCCAGAGGUGCUGGUGGUGGCUUAAUUUCCAACUUUGAGCAGCUGGUGAGAGGAGUGUGGAAACCUGAAACCAAUGAGCUCCUGCACAUGUCCUACCCUGUGAAGGUAACUUUGAUAGGAGCAGUUCUUUUCACCCUGCAACGCAGACAGUAUUUGCCAAUAGCAAAACACAACCUUGUGUUUUUAUACACCAUCUUUCUUGUUGUCUUCAAGGUAAAAAUGAUGUUGACAAGAUGUGCAACUUCUCCAUUUGCUCCCAUUGAGGCUGCAGUGUGCCAAAUGUUUUUUGGCUCACAAAAGACACCUUCCAAAGUGAAGGGUGAAAGUGCCACAUCUUCCAACGGCUCUUCAGUCUGUGACCAGCCUUCUGAGCAGCAUGAGGGUGCUAAGAAAAAAACAGCAAAGAAAACAGAAUAAGAGACUUGAAAUCCUUGUGAUGGUCUUGAAGAUGUGUGUCUUCCAGAUUAGGCUGGCUGAGAAGUUUCUCUAAGGAAAGGAGAACAGGGCUGUUAUGUGGUUUGCCUUUUUGGGAUGUUUUGUGUAAGCUAUGUGUAAAUGCACAUGUUGGAUUUGUGAGUUAAAACUAUGAAUUUUUAUAGUGGUUAAAAGUUUACUAAUUUUUGUACUUACAACAACUUCAAAUGCUUAUAGGUUAAAAAGAUAGUUUCAAAAAUGUGACAAUCUUUUUUUUCCCUACUAUAUCACUUGUUUCACGUCUUCCUAUCCCCCAGUUCUUAUGUAUAAUUUUGAUAACACUGAUUUGUACUGUCAGGUGUUCACUGUAGCACGUCCCAAAUAAGAAAGUCAUUAAGUAAGGCUUAAUCAUAUUGCACUUUGUAAAAUUAUAAAAAUGUACCGAUUUAAUGCCUUUAACUAGAAAAGUAACUGAACUAUUGUUCUAAUUCACA
Messenger RNA from Melospiza georgiana, 1398 nucleotides. It is a transcript of the gene TMEM38B, whose product is annotated as transmembrane protein 38B. Gene Ontology annotation, molecular function: identical protein binding; potassium channel activity. The coding region runs from base 50 to 907 and encodes 285 amino acids. Gene Ontology annotation, biological process: potassium ion transmembrane transport. The record is from RefSeq and is a predicted model, not a curated record. The transcript has 6 exons. NCBI's taxonomy places the organism in Eukaryota, Metazoa, Chordata, Aves, Passeriformes, Passerellidae. Gene Ontology annotation, cellular component: membrane.